Messenger RNA from Camelina sativa (false flax), 2090 nucleotides. RefSeq names its product transcription factor TCP3. NCBI's taxonomy places the organism in Eukaryota, Viridiplantae, Streptophyta, Magnoliopsida, Brassicales, Brassicaceae. Gene Ontology annotation, molecular function: sequence-specific DNA binding; DNA-binding transcription factor activity. The record is from RefSeq and is a predicted model, not a curated record. Gene Ontology annotation, cellular component: nucleus.
AGUCACUUCAUUUUUUCCUUUUUUUUUAACCGUUACUGUAAAUUUUCCCGGAAACAAAAAAAAGAAAGAAAAGUUUACUUUCUUGGGUUCUCUCCUCGAUUAGUCAAUUUGCACAACAUCUCUUUCUUCUCUCUUUUGCUUUGCUUAUCUGUUUUGUUUGGUCUCCUUCUUCUUCAAUUCUCAGAAAACAGAGUCACCAAACUUUACAACAACAAAAAAAAAACAAACCUUUAGACCAAAGAAUCAAACUUUCAGUUAUGGGUUAGUCUACAUAUUCGAUUACGUCUUCUUCCUCGUCUCUUAAGUAACUGUUGAUUUGGUGGGCGAGUUUAGGGUUUCUGUUUGGGAGAAGCAAAAUGUUGAAUUGAAAAAAAAGACAAAGAAAAAAAAAACAGAACGACUCUGGAUUCCUCGGCGGUUAACGACCGCCGUCUCCGCCGCCGCUGUCAUAACCCAACCACUACGACCAUCAACGACCUUGAGUUUCAACAAUAUGCUCCAUCAACGGCGGCGGCUAACCACCAUUUACUAGAUUCUCCGUCGCCGCCGAUGAGACACAGCCAGCAAUCAGCGUUUACGGCGUCGCCGACGGAGAACGAUGGUGGUGGUUGCGGCGAGAUCGUUGAGGUGCAAGGAGGUCACAUUGUUCGGUCAACAGGGAGAAAAGACAGACACAGCAAAGUCUGUACAGCGAAAGGACCACGUGACCGGCGCGUGAGACUCUCUGCUCCGACGGCGAUUCAAUUCUACGAUGUUCAAGACAGACUUGGUUUUGAUCGACCGAGCAAAGCCGUUGAUUGGCUUAUCAAGAAAGCUAAAUCCGCCAUUGAUGAUCUCGCUGAGCUUCCUCCUUGGAACCCUGCCGAUGCUCUUCGUCAACACGCCGCCAACGCUAAACCAAGAAAAACCAAAACUUUAGUUUCUCCGCCGCCGCCACAACCUCCGCCGCAGCACCAUCAAGAAACAGAGCAUCAUCAUCAUCAUCACCAAAUCGGAGAAGAAGAUAACGAAUCGAGUUUUCUCCCGGCGUCGAUGGACUCUGAUUCGAUAGCUGACACUAUAAAGUCGUUUUUUCCGGUAGCUUCAUCGCAACAGAGCUAUCAUCAUCAUCAACCACCGUCACGAGCUAAUACACAAAACCAAGAUCUUCUUCGUCUCUCGCUUCAAUCUUUCCAAAAUGGUCCACCUUUUACUGACCAAACAGAGCCUGUUCUGUUCUCCAGCCAGAGCAAUCAUCCGUUAGGGUUUGACUCAUCAACGGCAAGCUGGGAACAGAGUCACCAGUCACCGGAAUUUGGAAAGAUACAGAGACUAGUGACGUGGAACAACGGCGGAGCAGCUGACUCCCCCGAAAGUACCGGAGGAGGAGGAGGAGGAGGAGGAGGAUAUGUGUUUGCUUCUCCGUCGCCAGUUUUUAGCCAAAGUCAGCUUUUAUCUCAGAGGGGUCCCCUUCAGUCCAUUAACAACACACCCAUGAUUCGUGCUUGGUUUGAUCCUCACCAUCAUCAUCAUCAUCAGUCCAUGACCACUGACGAUCUCCAUCAUCAUCAUCAUCAUUACCAUGUUCCUACGGGGAUUCACCAAUCAGCUAUUCCAGGCAUUGCGUUUGCUUCAAGUGGUGAAUUCUCCGGUUUUCGUAUACCAGCACGGUUUCAUGGGGAGCAAGAAGAGGCGCAUGGCGGUGACAACAAACCGUCGUCUGCUUCAUCUGAUUCUCGCCAUUAAAGUUACACAAGUACCAAACUCACACAAAAGAUUGUGCAACACAAUUGGUUUCUUUUCAUAUUCCAGCAGGGAGCUUUUGCGUGGGAUAGGGAAUGUGUGUUUGGUUCUUGUGCGUUUCGGAUAUCGAAUAGGAGAAGAGAGAAACAGACCUGAUCAACAGUUUCGAGUUUUUCUCUUCUUCUAAAGUUCAAGCAUUUGUUAAUUUGAGUUCAUCUUUGUAUCCAUUAGAAAUCUUUCUGUAACUUCAACUAUGUUUAACGAUGUUUAGCUCUAUCUACAUGAGCUUCACAUCUUGUUUGUUGUAACUUGUUCUAAAUUAAUUUUCGUUUCCUUAUGCUCUUGUGUGUUGGAAACCUUUAACCCCA